UUUAUCAGAGCCACCGAUCGCUUGACAACCCUAAUGGGAGGGCGAGGGCUCGCUCCUCGCAUUAAGUUAAUGUGUGCCAAAUUGUAAUUAAACUACGUAGCAGAUUUGUGGAGUGAUGGAAAAUCCCAAGCCAAACGGAAAAAGGGCCAGCGCCAGCAUUUAAUUGUCAUUUCAUUUGUUAAAAACCUAUUAAUUGUGCCCCGCAACUACCAAUAAAAGCCCAACCGCCAGUUAUUUUGAGCUCAAGAGUGAAGCAUUUCCGUAGACAUUUCCUGGAACCUGGUGAAAAUGAUGCUGAAUAAAUACGAGGGAUUCCAACGCACAAGUCAAAUGUUUCCCCAUCAACAGCACCAGCUGCCCCAGCUGCAGCAACAACCACAACAGUCGCUGACGCUGCCCCAAAGCCUUCCUCCUCUGCAGUAUGGAGUGGGAGGAUCCACACCUAUAGGGUCCACCGAGGCCACGGCUGAUCUGCUUAGAGCGGAGCGGGAGUCGAUACACUCCGGGCAGUUUAUGGUCUCGCACUUCGAGGCUGAGGAGGCGCAGGACGACCUCGAGGAUGACGGCGAGGUAAAGAUGCUUGACCCUGAGGACCCCGGACUAGGCAAGCCGGGCGAACCUGCCAACGAGUGCCGCGACGUGCAGCUAUACGUGCCCCAAACAGUAGCCCACUUCACAGCUAUGGACCAGGAAGGUGAUGAGAGCAGCAUGAGCAUGGUCGCAUCGCACCUCGAGAUCGAGACCUCCCUCACUAAACUCUUCAAGUGCAUGAAUCUAGCAUACAGUCAAAAACUGACCUCGCCCAAAUGGAAUCAUUUCAAAGGAGUGCGACUGCGUUGGAAGGACAAAAUUCGGCUGAACAAUGUCAUCUGGCGCUGCUGGCACAUGCAAUUCAUACAAAAGCGCAGAACCCCGGUGUGUCAAUUUGCGUCGCCGCUGGACGUUGACAUACAUAGUAAUCCUCAAACUGUCGUUCUUGAAGGCAAGUACUGGAAACGUCACUCAGCUGUAAUCAAAGCUGAGUACAGAAAAUGGCGCAGGAACUAUAGAUCGAAGGCUACGGGCUGUUUAACAUACGAUUCGAAAAGCGAGUUGGACUUCUUAGAAUGGUCGCCGUUGAACGAUAGGAACUUGAUGCCAGACGAUUGGACAACGGAUACCUUGUUCUCUGCUAUUAAUGUUCCAUUUCCUUUUCCUGAUUCCAGGGAAAUCGCACGCGGCGCUGGAAUCGCGGACUUUAUACAGCCCAGCCUAGGGCCCUUGCAACCGAAUUUAGAUGACAUCGACAUAACCUUUUCAGAUCUAAUUCCCACCACUCGCUUACCACCUGUCCCAGAAGAGGGAACCGAUGCUGAGAUGCUGAAGAACGACGAUUACUGCCUUUCAGCGAUCGUAGGGGCUCCUCAUACACUCUAUUGCAAUGACAGCAUAAUGGAUGUGGUAAACAGCAGUAACAGCGGCGCUGGAAAUGUGGAUGCAAGCAUGGUGGAACUCAACACGCCCAUUAACAAUAUGGCUUACAGUGAGGUGGAGCAACGGUUUUCCGUAGCACGACAGGUGCAGCAAUCCGCCAACGAUUCUCAGCUGCUCGGGGAUCCGAGCUCACAGUCCGGCAGGAUGCAUAGUGGCAAGCACUUUGGAGCUGUCGGCGCUAACGAGAACGGCAGCAACAGGUGCGUGAUAAACGGCCGCGUGGCCAAAAGCACCCAACGUCCAUUCCGACGGGAGCCGCACAACUACGACAAGGCCCAGCCAACGCUGCACCAGACGAACCUCUACCAGCAGAUGUUGGCCGAACAGCAAAAGAACCAGCAGCAGCAACACAUUGUCGGCGGAGUAAUGCUACAGCCUUCUUUCCAAACAGCCCAACAACAACAGCAGCAGCAACUGCUUACGCAGCAGCAACACUUUCCGACGCAGCAGACCUUCAAUAGCCAGAGUUUCAUGAACAAUUACACGGACAACUACCAGCAGCAGCAUCAGCAGCAACUUAACGUCAAAGUGGAACCUCUGCAUGCCGACGUUUUGUCAUUACUGAACGAUAGUGGAUACAACUCUAUUGGUUACAAGCCUUAUCCGCAGUUUAAGAAGUCCGCCUCGACGGGAACUUUUCUUAAUGUUCCCCGAAUGCCGCAGCAGCAGCAACAACAGAGUUACCUGCAGCAAGACCCCGCGCAGUUGCAACAAUCGCUGCCACUAGGUCUUAGUACUGAGCAGUUUUUGCAGCUUUCACGGCAGCAACAGAUUACAAACACACAACAACAACAGCAGCACCAGACCACAGUGGCUAGUUUACUGCAGCAGCAAAAUCAUCAUCAGCAGCAACAGCAACAGCAUCAACAAACUGCAGUUAGCACAGCCACUUGGGUUUCCCCAAACACCAUUUUGCCAAAAGAAAUCCAUCGUUCUAACAGCUUGCCACUGAAUGUGUCGCUAAAUAAGCUGCCUGACGGGCGGCACCUCAUCCAUGAGCAACCCUUUGCAGUGCCCAAGUAUCACGCCAAGGGCAAGUCACGGGUGCGCAGCAACUCUAUGCAUCAACAGCACUCAUCAGUGGUGGCUGCAGCUGGAGCGGGAAGCUCUCCAUUAAGCUCGCAUAGUUGUAGUAACCUGUUGGUCACGCAGCAAAUGCAGCAGGCAACAAGCGAUCCAAUGCUUAAUAGUACCCUGGCUCAGUUGCUAACUUCGAAUUCACGUCUCCAAACGGCAGUGGCGAACAGUUCGCCUUCGAAUCCAUCUUCAGCCAGUGCCAUAGUUACCACAAAUAACAGCAGCAGCGUGUCUGCGGCUCUUUACGCUAACGUGGCAACCCCGUUGUCGGUUCCGGUGCCAACGCAACAACACUCACCAAAGAAGUCCGCCUCAUUGCCUAUGGCUAUAAAUCCUGCAAUGCAUAGCCCCCCCGGAGGCAACAAAAUGCACAGUUUUGGGCCUUCGACGGCUAACCUUAACAGUAAUAGUUUAAGUCUGUCACCGGACUCGCCGUUCCACGAGUCGCAGGAUUCCCCACUCUCGCCCACGGCCAGCCUCAAAUACCAGCCGAGAGACACCCAGCGGCGGGCUGGCCACAUCCAUGCUGAGCAGAAGCGGCGAUACAACAUAAAGAAUGGGUUUGACACCCUGCACGCGCUUAUCCCACAGCUUCAGCAGAACCCAAACGCCAAGUUGAGCAAGGCGGCAAUGCUCCAAAAGGGAGCGGACCACAUAAAACAACUGCGACAGGAGCGCAAUGUGCUAAAGGAUAAGAUUGAGGCUCUGCGGAUGGAGCGUGACGAGCUAAACAAUUCGCUGACGCAUCUACACUCUAUUUUGCCUGCAAAUGGGGCGCCUGUAACGAGGCAGGGCACGGAACACGUUCGGCAGCUAUACGAGAUCUACGUGCGGUACAAUACAAUGAAUGAUUGGAAGUUUUGGAUUUUGGGUCUCAUUCUGGAACCUUUGCUUGCCUCUUACACUUCAACAGUUUCGAGUGCUAGUCUUGAUGAACUUCGACGGACUGCCUUUCUCUGGGUCGAUCAGCACUGUUCCCUUAUUGACUUGAGACCCGCUGUUACGAAUAAAUUAAAGUACCUAUCUAUGCAUACGGAUAUAGUGUCCGAGCCACCCAGCACAUUGCAAGAGGAGGUGGCCAAGGCCCUCCAGAACUCAAGUGGCCAGCAUCCUAACCUACAUGGCCCCUAACCGUUGAUGUUGUUGCCCGUGAUAUGAAUUUAUUUAAUUCAAUUCUUAUUUUAACAUUUAACUUCAAACAAAUUGUGCAGCACUAAUUGUACAAAUUGCAAAUUUCGAAAAAUUUUAUACAAGAGAUUGACAGCCGGAAUUAGAUAGAUACGCAGAGCAGCAAUUAGUGCCUAAAAUCUUUGAAUUAAGAGUAAAAUAAACUAACGAUUUUACAAGUUUUUGA
Messenger RNA from Drosophila eugracilis, 3904 nucleotides. RefSeq lists its product as uncharacterized. Gene Ontology annotation, molecular function: RNA polymerase II cis-regulatory region sequence-specific DNA binding; protein dimerization activity; DNA-binding transcription factor activity, RNA polymerase II-specific. The record is from RefSeq and is a predicted model, not a curated record. NCBI's taxonomy places the organism in Eukaryota, Metazoa, Arthropoda, Insecta, Diptera, Drosophilidae. Bases 289 to 3681 code for a protein of 1130 amino acids. The transcript has 12 exons. Gene Ontology annotation, cellular component: nucleus. Gene Ontology annotation, biological process: regulation of transcription by RNA polymerase II.